UUACGACGCAUGUCAACAUUGAAAAAAUCAAUAUUUAAAUUUGAAAUACAAUGGGUAGGUAAAACAAAAAUGGUGUGACUUCCAAAUAAAUACUAGAAAUAUUUCGCGAUAAUUCAAAAGAUGAAGCUAAACACUACAAGAUACACGGUUAUUUUAACCAUUCAAACAAUUCUUAUACUUUUUGAUUGGUGCAUAAACAUAUUUUCGAUGUUUAACAGGGGUAGUAAUGCUAAAAUGCUAGUUAUGUUUAUAGCUCAAGAUGCCUGCCUAAUUUUAGCAUUAUCAAUAUUGUUGUUAACGUUUUUCUCGACAUAUGUCUUCCAGACUGGACUCGUGUAUUUACUUUAUGAAAGAUUUCGUGCUACUUUAUUGGUUUGCAUGAUAUACUUUAUCCUUACUACCGUGGUUAAUGUCUGGUUACUGAUACAGCGAUGGAGUAACGCAAGGCAAUCUUGGAAUAGCAUAUUUCUUCUCAUUUUUAUGGGUCAAAGAUUUAUGUCAGCGAUCUAUUAUUACUACUACAAGAGGGCUGCGUUAAGAAUAAGUGAUCCCAGAUUUUAUGAAGAUAUGGAUCUAGAAGAGAAAAGUAUUAAUUCUGUACAUAACUAAUACAUAUUUUUAUGCUCAAGGAUAAUUUAAAAAUAUUUAAGUCUAUGCUAAGUAUAUUGCUUUAAUCUUGUACUACUUAAUAUAGACCUGUAAUUUUUCUUAUAUGUGAUAAAUUAAAAUAUAGUUUUAACGUCGAAUCAAAAUUGUUAAUCUUUAAAAUGAUAUGUUCAUUUGAUUUAUA
Molecule: messenger RNA, 790 nt
Organism: Diabrotica balteata
Lineage: Eukaryota; Metazoa; Arthropoda; Insecta; Coleoptera; Chrysomelidae
Source: the annotation of a GenBank genome assembly